This is a messenger RNA of Molossus molossus (Pallas's mastiff bat), 366 nucleotides long. It is a transcript of the gene GTSF1L, whose product is annotated as gametocyte specific factor 1 like. NCBI's taxonomy places the organism in Eukaryota, Metazoa, Chordata, Mammalia, Chiroptera, Molossidae. The record is from RefSeq and is a predicted model, not a curated record.
AUGGAGCCUGAAGCCUUGUAAAUGUGCCCUCACCACCCUCACCACCACAUCCCGCUCGGCAGAUUUCAGUGUCACCUGGCAUUGUGCAGGAAAAAGAACCCAAGAAAGCCACUGAUGGGCAGCUGCAAAUGCCACGCCUGCCACGUGGUCCCCAUCACGAAGCCGGAGGAGCACGAGGCAGCCUGUGUCAACGGGAGCCCCGUGGAGGAAGGGGCCAGCUUGAGCCCUCUGAAAAUGAGCUUUCCAAGUGCGGAGCAGAGCGGAAGCACCCCUCCAACUUUUGUUCCCCAAAAGCUCGUUUGUGAAAGCGACACAGAGUCAGAGAGAAAGGAACCCCUCAUUUCUGACCACCCCCAGAAUCUCUGA